This is a messenger RNA of Clarias gariepinus (North African catfish), 4350 nucleotides long. RefSeq names its product heparan sulfate (glucosamine) 3-O-sulfotransferase 1-like 2 (gene hs3st1l2). Gene Ontology annotation, molecular function: [heparan sulfate]-glucosamine 3-sulfotransferase activity. Lineage: Eukaryota; Metazoa; Chordata; Actinopteri; Siluriformes; Clariidae. The record is from RefSeq and is a predicted model, not a curated record. Bases 1534 to 2457 code for a protein of 307 amino acids. The transcript has 2 exons.
CCUGGCCAAAAAAAUCACCAUUUCAGAUGAGUCAAAUUAUUGGUCUGAACUCACAGGAUUGACUAAACAACUAUGUUACCAUAAGCAAACCACUUGAUUGAGAGACUAAUUAGGAAAAAAGCUUCCGUUUGCUGGAGAACAUAAAGAUUGGACAAUGAAAAAAGGUCAUGUGGUCUGCUGAGGUCAAACUGACUCUAUUCCAGAGCGAUGUGCGCGUCAGGGUAAGAAAGAAAGCACAUGAAUCAAUGCACCCAUCAUGCAUAGUGUCCACUGUACAAGCCUCUGGAGGCAGCGUUAUGAUCUGGGUUUGCUUCAGUUGCUCAGGUUUAGACUCAGCAACGUUAUGCGGCAAUAAAAUGAAGUCAGCUGACGACCUGAAUGUACUAAAUGACCAGGUUAUCACAUCUAUGCAGUUUUUAUGCCCUGAUGGCACAGACAUAUUCCUGGACUCAAUUUGUAAAAGAGUGGCCUGGGAGCAUGAGGAAUCAUUUUCACACAUGAACUGGCCACCACGUUGUGUGCUAUAAUCAAAGCUAAAGGUGCAUGAGAUGUAAAAAGCUGCAUAGCCGUGGCAAAGAACUCAAACAUUCCUGUCAAUGCAAAUAUCAGCAGUCAUAUUAUGUUGGUGGAAAUUGAAUGUAUUUUAAUGCUUAUUGAAGUUAACCACAACUAAUCAUUUUUGGACAGGUGCACAUGUUAAAAGGUCAUGGGAAAAGGUCAAAGGUAGUACCAGACAGGGAAGGUAAGAGCGAAGUCGCUUGAAAUUACCUGAAAACACCAAGAACAACAGUUACACAGAGAACAAUAACUCUUUUUGAGACAGUUCAUAGGCAAAAGGGAACCUACUGUACCUAUUUCCUCAUAAUUUGGACAUUUAAAUAAUGCAUUGCAUUGUGGGAUUGAAAGACCAAAUUACGCAUCCCCCACUGAUAUAUACAGUAAUUUAUAAGGUUUACUAGUGAACAGGUGUGUUUACUCUAGUUUUAGAAAAAAAACACUUACACAUGACUAGUUAAAAAAUAAAGAGAGUGUGAGAGUUAUGAAAUGGUUAAGAUAUUUCCCCAAAGAAAAACAUGCAGUGGGUUAAAUUUCACUUCUGCUGUUCCAGUGUUUAAUAUUUCACAGCACAGCACAUUUCCUUUUCCUUCAGGACAGCACUACGAACGGUAUUAUCACAAGAUCCUGCGUUAGCUCAGUGCUUCAUUGCAUUGAAUAUUGAAUAAGAAUAUUGCUCUUUAGUGAGUUAAUUUACCGUUACUUUUCUUUAAAAAAUUUUUUUUUUUUCAACCGUUGAUAAACUUAAGCAGGCUCACCACGAUGGAACGUCUUGUAUCCCUCAGAGUUGGACUUCUUGUAUUCAUAGUUUGUCACUGUAUGUUAAACCAGAAACUGGAGUGAAGAUCUGAAGCAGUGGCAAUCGACAGCUGUUGUGUAUCAGCGUGUGUGCCCACCCGCUGUGUGUGUCAUCUUUCCCACUGCUGCGUGUUUGUGUUUGUGUCUGCUCGCUACCCUUGACCUGACUAAAGUGUCACCAUGUGGUGGACUCUUCUCCUGGCACUCUUCCUAUUACUGGUGCUCCAAGCCCAGUUGUACGUGUGCCUGCGGGAACUCAGAUCCUCGGCGACCUCUGCGACCUCUGCGACCUCUGCGAACCCGCAUGAGAACACCACCAGCAGCAGCGCCUCGCGACGCAUCCCGGGUGCCAUCAUCAUCGGGGUACGCAAGGGUGGCACCAGGGCCCUGCUGGAGAUGCUCAACCUUCAUCCAGAUGUGGAGGUUGCCAAGGCCGAAGUGCACUACUUCAACUUGGAUGAAAACUUCCGCAAGGGUUUGGACUGGUAUCGUGCUCAGAUGCCUCUCACCCAUGCCGGGCAGGUGACCGUGGAAAAGACUCCAGGUUAUUUCACAGCGCCCGCGGUUCCAGCCAGAAUGUGGUCGAUGAAUCCGGCGGUGAAGCUUCUUCUGAUCGUCCGCGAUCCAGCUGAGAGGCUCGUCUCAGACUACACACAGGUCCUGCAUAACCGCAUCCAGCAGAACAAACCGUAUCAACCCCUGGAAGAACUGCUCCUGCGCCGAGGACACAUCAACCCCAACUACAAGGCCCUCCAGAGAAGCCUUUACCACCAACAUCUGGCCAGGUGGCUGGCUUUUUUCCCCAGGGAGCAGAUCCAUAUUGUUGACGGAGAAGCAUUAAUCCGGGAUCCAUUCCCAGAACUUCAAAAAGCAGAGAAAUUCCUGGAACUUCCACCACAAAUAAUGCCAGAUAACUUUUAUUUCAACACCACUAAAGGGUUUUACUGCCUGCUUUCCGCAGGACACGACAAGUGCCUGGAUGAAUCAAAAGGGAGGCCGCAUGCACCUCUCAGCAACGAGGCUUUCCAAAAGCUCUGUCGGUUCCUCAGAUUGCCCAAUCAGAUCUUUUUUAGGAUGACAAGCCAGACUUUCGACUGGUGCUGAUAAAACGGGUAGAUUUUAAAAACUGUAGACGAAUUCUGCCAUGAAACAUCCUGUCAGCCCAGGACUCUAAACAUUAUUUGAUAUUUGACGGAAACUUCAUUAACGUCUGGCUUUAUUCCAACCAGAACUUCUAAGCAAACUUGGUUUAAGUCCAACAGUGGGAAGGGGGAAAAAAAGAAGAAAAGGAGCACAAAUGUGGAAAACAUACAGUACCCCUGGCGCAAAGGUUCCUCCUGGUGUUAGUUAUGCAGAACUGCAACAAACCUUGAUCUUGAAAGUUAGGGGUCUGGAACAGAUUAAUGGACCAUAGCUCAGGCUGUAGCUCAGGCUUUACUAAUCUCAUCCACAGAAUAGCUGUUUGGUGUAAAUGAAAAACUGCAGCUGCACUGGGACUUUGUGGAUAUGAAUUAUAGAGCCCUGCUCUAGAUUAAUUGUAUGUUGAAAAUGAUGAUAGAUAUACAAAAAAAAAAGCUGCUGAGGGACACGAGUAAGAUGGAUGUACUCAUGUUGCCAAUAGGACAAACAUUACAUAGCUGAUACAUUCAGUGUAUUUUAUGUACGUUAAAAAUGUUGGAACAAGUGUAUGACUGAGCGCAUUAAUCAUUCUAGUAAUUAGUUUAAUCUCUGCCAUUUGUAAAAUUAAUCUUUUAUGUUUUGUCUGCCAUUUUGAGUAAGGUUAUAUUUUUAAACACUCUUCAAAAAGAAAAUUGUCUCUAUGCAUUUUCUUUCUCUUUACACAAUACACAAAUGUGCAAAAUUAUGGUUUAGGACCAUUACUCAAAUAUCAUGUAAAUCUCCAAGUUCCACUUUGAAAGCUAAAAUACAAUGAUCUGACAAUCUGAUGAUCAAUUACUAGCUGCAUGUUUCUUAAUUAUAUUUGUACUUAUGACUUGACUAAUAAUAGUGUCAAAAACUAUGUGCUGAAGUGUUUGAAGCUUUCUCUUGGAGAUUUAAGAGAACAGUGUUAAGUACCAUGUACAACUAAAUAUUAAAUUUUUACAACUGUUGUAAAAAAAAAUUAUACAUAAUAUCCCAAUAUCUUCAGUCAAAUGAAAAUAAUUUUAUUCCUUAUUACAUUUCUUAUUUACUGUCAGCAAUUUUAUUUUAUUCUUCGUUGAAAACCACUUUGUCAAGUGUCACAGCAUUUAAUGAGCUGUGAGGUGGUGAACCAUAACCACUGCGCCAUGAGAGAGAGAACAGCAGUCCAUCGCAGGACAACUUGGACUUGCAUUUAAUUCCAUGUCCUCAUUAAAUAGUGUUUUUUUUUUUUUUAUCAAAGAAUGUUUUCUUAAAGCAUUUCAAAAACCCCAGGACUAUCACUAUUAAGCAAGCCACAGGCAACAGUGGCAAGUGAAACAAAUGGAUAAUUAACUAUGUAGAAAACAAACACUACCAAAAGCAAUCGAACCACUUUUGAAAAACAUUCAACUCAUUUCUUAGCUAUGUACAUGAACCAGUAAACCUUGCACUUAUUAAAAGGACUGAUUAAAAACCUUAACUCUGGUCAUGCUGUUUUGAGUGUUAACUCCACAUUAACCCGAGAACACAAUACAGAUUAGGUCAAAGCAGUCACUGAGCAAUCUGAUUAACAUCAGAGUGAAAAAAGAGACAAACAUUUUUUGUUUUGUAAAAAAUGUGUUUUUAUCAGUUCCAUUUUUUUCAGUAUAAAACACUUCUAUAACUCUGGCCAAAUCAAACAAAUUCACUUUUAUAACAGGACAAAAAUCACAAUUUCUGCAUGUCUCUCUAAAAUAGCUUUGAACACAGGGAUCUGGUUUUAAACUAAUAUUGUAGAUGGUAACAAAACUAACAAAUUACUCAGGGUUAGCUAAUACAAUGUGAACAUUAAUUUAAAAAAAAAAAAAAAAAAAGUGUAGAAAAGAACGGAUGCAA